AUGGAUAAGUCGUGGAUUUGGCUUCCAAGGAAUAGCCACGAGUAUUCAGAAGGAGCAACUAAUUUUGUGAAUUCGUCCGCAAAAAGAUUGGGAAGUCUGUCUGAAAUGCUAUGCCCUUGUAGAGACUGCCGCAAUCUGAGCCAUCAGUCACUGGAUAAAAUUGUGGAGCAUUUGGUGAUUAGGGGUAUGGAUAAGAAGUAUAAGAGUUCUCGUUGGAGUAUUCAUGGAGAAAAAAGAGAUUCUGCAGAAGACAGUGUUCUUCAAUAUGAAACAGAGGCGUUUGAUUUGUUUAAGACAACAUUCUCCAUGGACGAAGGUGGUCCAAACCCGACAACUGACAACGAAGACGAUGAAGCACCAGAGGAAAUUGAGUUUAAGAAAAAGCUCAGAGACGCUCAAACGCCAUUAUACUCGGAUUGUCUCAAGCACACAAAGGUUUCAGCUAUCAUGGGACUUUACAGAUUCAAGGUUAAAAGUGGUGUGUCGGAGAACUACUUUGAUCAGCUGUUGGUUUUACUUGAGGAUUUGCUACCUGAAGACAAUGUUCUUCCCAAGAGUUUAGCUGCAAUCAAGAAAUUUCUGAAGAUCUUUGGGUUCGGCUACGACAGUAUUCAUGCUUGCAAGAAUGAUUGCAUAUUGUAUAGGAAGGAGUAUGAGAACCUAGAAAGCUGUCCAAGAUGCAAAGUUUCAAGAUGGGAAAUGGAUAAGCACAGUAAUGAGUUAAAGGUGGGGAUUCCGGCAAAGGUCCUUAGAUAUUUUCCAAUCAAGGACAGGUUUAGGAGGAUGUUUAGAUCACAAAGGAUGGCUGAAGAUCUGCGUUGGCACUAUACCAAUGCCACUGAAGAUGGUACAAUGCGGCACCCUGUUGAUUCUAUCUCUUGGGCACAAGUGAAUGCUAAAUGGCCAGACUUUGCUGCUGAUCCACGGAAUCUUCGACUUGGGAUUUCUACAGAUGGGAUGAACCCUUUCUCCAUGCAAAGCACCAAUCACAGCACAUGGCCAGUGUUGUUAGUGAACUAUAACACGCCUCCAACCAUGUGUAUGAAGGCUGAGAAUAUAAUGCUGACUUUGUUGAUCCCUGGUCCUACUGCUCCUGGUAACAACAUUGAUGUUUACCUAGCACCACUGAUAGACGAUCUAAAGGAUUUGUGGGCUGAGGGUAUUGAAGUGUAUGACUCAUUUGCGAAGGAGAACUUUAAUCUCAGAGCCUUGCUGCUUUGGAGUAUCAGUGACUAUCCAGCCUUAGGAACACUGUCUGGAUGUAAAGUAAAGGGGAAACAAGCCUGCAAUGUAUGUGGAAAGGAUACACCUGCAAGGUGGCUUAAGUUUAGCCGCAAGUUUGUCUACAUGAGUAACAGAAGGAGACUACCGCCUGGCCAUCGUUACAGAUAUAAAAAAGCUUGGUUUGACAACACUGUGGAGGAAGGGAAUGCUAAUAGGAUACAAACAGGCGCUGAGAUAUAUGAGACACUACAAGCUUUUACGAAUGAUUUUGGUAGACCUCUAGAGAAGGAAAAAAAGGAAAAGACUAGAUUGCCUGUUCGUCACAAUAUUAAUGUUAUGCACGUAGAAAAGAAUGUGUCCAAUGCUAUAUUGUCUCUGUUGAUGCAAAGUGCGAAGUCAAAAGAUGGGUUGAAAGCAAGAAAAGACUUAGAAGAUAUUGGAAUCAGAAAGCACUUGCACACAGAGGUGAGGGGAAAGAAAACAUACUUACCUCCUGCUGCCUACUGGUUAUCGAAGAGAGAGAAGACCAUUUUCUGCCAAAGGUUAGCUAAGUUUAGAGGCCCUGAUGGUUAUUGUGGUAAUAUUGCGAAUAGUGUUUCAGUUAACCCUCCAAAUAUUGGUAGUUUAAAGUCGCAUGAUCAUCAUGUCUUAGUACAGAACUUGUUACCAGCUGCAUUAAGAGGGUUGUUACAUAGGGGUCCUAGGAUAGCCAUAAAUAGAUUAUGCAGUUACUUCAACAGGUUGUGUCAGCGCAUCAUUGACCCAGAGAAACUUAUAUCCAUGGAGACAGAGUUUGUGGAGACAAUGUGUCAGCUGGAGCGCUUCUUCCCUCCAGCCCUUUUUGAUAUCAUGUUUCACCUUCCACUACAUUUAUCAAGAGAGGCACGGUUGGGAGGACCAGUUCACUUCCGAUGGAUGUAUCCCUUCGAAAGGUACAUGAAAACACUAAAGGCUUUUGUUAAGAAUUAUGCAAGGCCAGAAGCAUGUAUGGCUGAGGCGUAUUUAGCUGGAGAAUGUGUUGCAUUUUGUUUAGAGUUCCUUAAAGAAUCAGUACCAGUUCAAGAAGCAGUUAAUCGUAAUGAAGAUGUUGAGGCUGAUAGAAUGGUGGUUGAAGGCCGACCUCUGCAGAAGGGUAUAGAGGUUACCCUGUCAGAUAAAGAUAGAGACAUUGCACAUCGAUAUGUGCUAAUGAACAUGGCAUCUUUGGAUCCCUUUCUUGAGUAA
Molecule: messenger RNA, 2448 nt
Organism: Brassica napus (rape)
Lineage: Eukaryota; Viridiplantae; Streptophyta; Magnoliopsida; Brassicales; Brassicaceae
Exons: 4
Coding region: 1-2448 (815 amino acids)
Source: RefSeq, a predicted model, not a curated record